AUGGCCCGCGCCUCCAGCUCAACCUCGACCGUUCGACAAGUCCUACCCCUCGUCGUCGCCCUCGUCAUCCUCUCCAUCAUCGGCCUCGUCCUUUACCAGGUCUACCUCUCCGCCACCAAAUUUCGUCAGUCGGCCUCGGAGCGCAUGGGCAAGAAGAAUGUCGUCUUCACCAAGGAUGGCGUGCGCGUCGGCGUCAAGCAAAUACAAAACGAGAAAUACGUCGAUACCACACAGAGCUGGGUCGUUAAGGCUUGGAACCUCGGCAGCUCAAAGGACGAUGAGCUGUAUGUCAACCACAUGCCUCCCCGUGGCUUGCCCGCCUCCAUUCACCCAGGUCUCAGAUGCUGA
Hirsutella rhossiliensis is the source of this 348-nucleotide messenger RNA. RefSeq lists its product as uncharacterized. The record is from RefSeq and is a predicted model, not a curated record. NCBI's taxonomy places the organism in Eukaryota, Fungi, Ascomycota, Sordariomycetes, Hypocreales, Ophiocordycipitaceae. The transcript is spliced from 2 exons. The coding region runs from base 1 to 348 and encodes 115 amino acids.